AUGGCGGGGCGCGGACGCGGGCACGCCGCGCUGUGGGUGAAGCUGUACGAGCUGGAGCUGCAGCUCAGGCUCAUGCGCGCCGCGCGCGGGGAGGCGGUGGUGGUCGAGGAGGACGGCGGCGACGACGAUGACGAUGUCGACGUGUCGCGCGCUGGCAGCGAGCCGUGGUGGAGCGUCGCCUUCGCCGCCGCCGCCGCGGAGACCGAUACGUGCCGCGGCAGGCAGUAUGACGCGUACAUGCGGCGGCGCGACGCCAGGCGUCACACGAUGGGUGGCGGCGUAGCAGCGGCGGCGGUGACGGAGCGGCGGGAGGAGGGUCAGACGGCACGGCCGCGGGGAGGAGCUGGAGCUGGAGCUCGAGCCGCCGCCGCCGCUACUGGCAGGCUGAGCCCGCUUGCUGUCAGCUGCGCCGCCGGUCGGGACAUGCAAGAGGUGAAGAGGUCGCCGGCCAUGUCCACUCCGACUACCCCAAGAAAGGAAACCGGGGGUCUGCCCAGGACGAGGACUGUGAACGGUGGCACGGCGAAGCCGUCGUCGCACCAGAGGCGGAGCAGCCUCGGGGCAGUGCCGUCCGACUUCGGCGAAAGCGUCACGCCACGGCCGUUUCUCAGGCGCGGCAGCGGCACGGGCGGCGCGACGACGACAACGACAACGCCGCGGCUGCGUGCGCCGCCGGCGAGAGUGCACGACCUCCAAGCGAACGACGUGGCCAUGGCCAGCCCGAGGCGGCCUCCUCCGCCACGAGACCAGCUCGCGCAGGCGGCGGCACGUCGCCGCCACCACUCCCGGUCCGUGUCGGAGCUUCCGCUCCACCACCACACGGCCACGGCGGCCCUGGACUCCCCGAGGUCGGCGGUGGAGCUGCCAUUGCCAUCGCCAUCGCCACGGCCAAGGAAGCAGUGGGGCAGCCCGGAGACGCCGCGGGAGAUCCUCACGGUCGCCUCCUCCGGCGGCGGCGACUCGCACAGGGACUUCGCCAAGGGGCUCAAGAAGCUGCUGAGCUUCGUGAGGAAGAGCAGCAGCAGCAGCAACAGCAAGAGCGGCGGCGACCAGCACCAUUCUUCCCCGGCGCGUCCUCCCAGAAAGGCGCCCGUGAUCAGCAGGGGGUGGCACGCCGCCGCCGCCGCGUCGCCGGUGACAGCUUAGCUAGCUUGCUCCCUUAUUGAUGGCAGCAGCCUGGAGCGGCAUGCACC
Messenger RNA from Oryza brachyantha (malo sina), 1193 nucleotides. RefSeq lists its product as uncharacterized. The transcript has 2 exons. NCBI's taxonomy places the organism in Eukaryota, Viridiplantae, Streptophyta, Magnoliopsida, Poales, Poaceae. The record is from RefSeq and is a predicted model, not a curated record. The coding region runs from base 1 to 1146 and encodes 381 amino acids.